CGCUGACGCUGCUGCCCGCCGGCCGGUGAUGGCGACAGCUGACUGACCCUAGGUCACGGCUCAGCUGGGCCGCGCAGUGUGCCGCGCCCACACGGUGCGCCACGGGACGCUUGAGGGGCCGACAAGAUGAGGGUGAAAAUGCCUCCUUCCAUGCGGAUUCUGCAGGAUAGCCAGGCGGACCAGGGGAUGCUGCUGCUGCACCGGGAGAUCUGCUGCCAGGGCAGCGCGGACGCCGACCCGGUGGGCGACGCGAUGACCUGCCGCAUCUGUCAGCGCGACUUCGACCUGGCGGACGUGAUCCGGUUCAUCCACCAGCGGGUGCUGCAGUGCGCGCCGCCGCCGCCCGCCACCGGCGAUCAGGGCGGCCGCGACACGCCGCCGGGGGCCCGGCCCGACCGCGACGGACCAGGCCUUAACGGCCGCCGGCGGCCUAGCGGCAAUGCUCCCCGCCGAAUAGCGACAUCUAUCGGCGACCGUGAGAAGCUACAUUUGAACGGGCUCUCGCCGACGCCGUCGGUGUCGAGCACGUCCUCAGACGGCAGGAGAGAGGACGGCGACCGGCCGAAGCGGACGGAGGAGGAGGAGGCGAAGAUCAAGUGCCGCCUGGUGGAUGCCUGUGCCAACACUACCGAAUCCGGUAAGCACCGCCAAUGACAUUGUUUUCAGCAUGCGUGUUGUGAACGCCGUGGAUCUUGAGCAACAUAUUGGCGAAGAAUCUCGGGAUGUAGUUUUUCAAUCAGACGAGACGGACC
Messenger RNA from Pollicipes pollicipes, 752 nucleotides. RefSeq lists its product as uncharacterized. The transcript has 3 exons. NCBI's taxonomy places the organism in Eukaryota, Metazoa, Arthropoda, Thecostraca, Pollicipedomorpha, Pollicipedidae. Bases 127 to 654 code for a protein of 175 amino acids. The record is from RefSeq and is a predicted model, not a curated record.